UGUGUGUGUACGCGCGUGCCCGCGAGUGCAUUGUAGUCUAGUUUUGUCUGGGUAUGUCUUUUAGUCUGGGGACUUUCGAAAGCUUGGCCAGCUAGUAGCAAUGUCAAUUGCUCAUGGAGGUCCGGGCAUGCCAUUUAUAACUAAGACAAUGUUUGAGUACAUCUAUGGGAAAGAAAUUAGAGAGCUGUCUAUUUCUCCACUUGACAUUCCUGACAAUGACAUUGCCACCAUUGCAAAAGAGCUUCAAGAGACUAGUGAUGGUCAAUUUGUUGAUGCUAUAAGCCAGGAGACUGUCCUGGAUGUGUUGACAAAUGCUGGAUGCACUUCUCUUCAUCAAAAGGACAAAGAGAGCAUUUUGCGUAUGCUCUGUCUCCAUCAUUGCCUUUUUGCAGUGAAAGGCGAAAUCGACCAGCUAUGCGAAGGCAUGGCAAAUUUAGGGGUACUAGACAAAAUUAGAUCAGCACCAGUGAUGUUUGCAGGUUUUUUUUGGGAAAAAGAUGAAGAAGUAACUGCUGAGUAUAUAAGAGACUUGUUUGAAAAGAAAGUGUUUUCAGAACAAGCAACCAACGAUAGAGAAAGAGAAGAAGCUACCUUCUUAUAUUUUUUUGAUUUUCUGGAUGAAUGCCAAAGUGGCAAGCUUGAUGUUACUUUGAAGGACGUAAUGAUCUUCUUUUCAGGAUCUAAUGAAGUUCCUGCUGUUAAAUUUUCUCCAGCUCCCUCUUUGCAUUUCAAUAAGGACAACUUGUAUCCAACAGCUUCCACUUGUUCUCUCGAGUUAGUCUUACCAUCUAAGUACUACAGCUAUAAAGAUUUUAAGAAGAGCAUGACCACUGGGCUCUUGUGCCAUGGUGGAUUUGGGAAAAACUAGAACUUAUCUUUAGCAGCGUUUUUGACGUUUCAUUUCUAUAAGCAUGCAUUUAUUUAUAUGCUAUAUAGCAUGCUUUCCCACAAUUAUUAAGUUUUGCCGCUGUUCUAGCUUGAUAUUUAAAGCUGUUGCCUUAGUAGCCUGACGUAAAUACCUGGUGAACAAAGAG
Messenger RNA from Corticium candelabrum, 1034 nucleotides. Its product is annotated as G2/M phase-specific E3 ubiquitin-protein ligase-like. The coding region runs from base 101 to 868 and encodes 255 amino acids. The record is from RefSeq and is a predicted model, not a curated record. NCBI's taxonomy places the organism in Eukaryota, Metazoa, Porifera, Homoscleromorpha, Homosclerophorida, Plakinidae. Gene Ontology annotation, molecular function: ubiquitin-protein transferase activity. The transcript is spliced from 4 exons.